AUGAAAAAAUCAUCGGUUUUAUUUUCAUUUAUUCUUCCAAUAUUGUUUUAUAUUAGCAUUGAAUCUAUAAUUCAAGUAAAUUCUUUAACUCAUAUAAAUGCAAAAUGUUGGGAUUAUUCAAAUCCAUUUAAACCAUGGGAGAAAGAUUCGUCAGUAUGCUAUUCACAAGGAAAAAAAAAGGAAAGGGAACAUUCAUUGGAUGAUAUAUCAAAUAAUAUAUUUCAGUUUGAUUAUAAUUGUAAUUUUCAAGAUUUUCAAGAUCGAAUCUCAUGUAAUAAAGUAAAAGAUGGAGAAAUGAUAAAAAAUUUAAUAAAUUUUAAUACACCAAUAAAAGUUAAUGUUACAUUUGUCACAAUAUCUUUACAAGAUGAUGAAAAUAAAAUAGUAAAACAAUAUCCGCAAGUAUUAGUAAAACAAUUUUUAUUAAAACCCGAACCUCAAUCAUAUUUUAAUUGUGAAAACAUUGUUAGUUUAGAUUUUCAAUAUAAUAUUUUAAGCGAACUUAUUCAAUCUUUCACAGGUUUGGAUAAUCAACUUAUCACUCCUGAUCCAAACUUAUUACUAGUAAAAAGUUCAAAUCAAGUAAAAGUUACAUCAUUAACUUCUAGUUUUAACAUUUUAUAUAUAUUCAUUAUUGCAUUAAUAUUUUUUAGUUAUACUUUUUAG
Rhizophagus irregularis DAOM 181602=DAOM 197198 is the source of this 666-nucleotide messenger RNA. RefSeq lists its product as uncharacterized. The record is from RefSeq and is a predicted model, not a curated record. Lineage: Eukaryota; Fungi; Glomeromycota; Glomeromycetes; Glomerales; Glomeraceae.